CCCGCCGGGGCCGCCCCCUCGGCCGGGGGGAGCGGGCCGGGCCGGGGCGGCCCCGCACACCUGCGGCACGGCGCUAAGCCCCGGCCCCCGGUUUCCUGCCCGCGCUCCUCCCCCGGCUCCCCCGGGCCCCGCACGGCCAGAGCCGCACGGCCCGGCCCGGCCACUCACACCCAGCGCGGCCCGAGCCAGGCGGGACGUGCCCGGGAGCGGCGGAGAGACACAAGGUUCCCUAGAAGAUGGGCGACUGGGGUUUCCUGGAGAAACUGCUGGACCAAGUUCAGGAGCACUCGACCGUGAUCGGGAAGAUCUGGCUCACCGUCCUCUUCAUCUUCCGCAUCCUCAUCCUGGGCUUGGCCGGGGAGUCCGUCUGGGGGGACGAGCAGUCGGAUUUUGUGUGCAACACCAAGCAGCCAGGCUGCACCAACGUUUGCUAUGAUAAAGCCUUCCCCAUCUCCCACAUCCGCUACUGGGUGCUCCAGUUCCUCUUUGUCAGCACCCCAACUCUGAUUUACCUCGGCCACGUUGUCUAUCUCUCCCGGAAGGAGGAGAAGCUGAAGCACCAGGAGAGCGAGCUUCGGGCUAUCCACAGCAAGGAUCCGAAGAUUGAGCAGGCCCUGGCAGCUGUGGAGAAGAAGAUGUCCAAGAUCUACAUGACAGAGGAUGGGCGGCUCAAGAUCCGCGGGGCGCUGAUGUGGACAUACAUAAUGAGUGUGAUCUGCAAGAGCAUCUUUGAGGCUGGCUUCCUCGUCGGGCAGUGGUACCUGUACGGCUUCUCCAUGGUGCCCCGCUACGUGUGCAAGAGGGACCCCUGCCCCCAUCAGGUGGACUGCUUCAUCUCCCGCCCCACUGAGAAGAGCAUCUUCAUCAUCUUCAUGCUUGUGAUGGGCCUGAUCUCCUUAAUCCUGAACCUCAUGGAGCUCUUCCACCUCUGCUGCAAGAACCUGCUUAGCAACAUCAAGAAGGUGUCGGUGCCGGCCGGCCCAAGCCGGGACACCUUUGCUGACGACAUGGUCUCAGGUCCCUACCCGCCCAAGCACUACCCCUUCCUGCCCAUGGCCGAGAGCCAUGCACCAUCCUACCAGGCCUACAACAAGCUCUCCAGUGAGCAGAACUGGGCCAACUUCCACAACGAGGAGAACCUGGCGCUGGGCAGUGGGAGCAGACCCCUCUCGGACCCCUACGCCCCCAGGGCUGCCGAAGCACCCGCCCUGGAGGAGAAGCUGUGCAGCCGGCCUGGGAGCUCAGCCUCCAAAAAGCAGUAUGUCUAGUGCCGGGCUGGCCCCAGCCGGCUGAGGGGACCUUCCUUGGUCCCUUGUGCCUGCGAAGGUGCUGGCCGUGGGCAGGCAGCUGCCUCCUCCUGCCUGGUGCUGUGCCUCACGGAGGAGCCCCGGGGAGACCUGCCUGCCCCUGGGACACGAUGCUCGGGAGCGGGGCUGAGCGGAGUCUCCGCUCUCUCCUAUUUUCCCCACAGACCCUGCAAGGAAGGAAACUGCAGAAAGUUCCCCGGGACGGCGUGUCCCACAUGCCUCGCCGUGGGAAAGGGAGAAAUCCCUGGAGCCAUGCGGCUGGGAACAGGCUGUCCCCGGGGCCGCAGGGGGAGGCUGCUGCCCCUCGGGAGCCGUAGCUUGGCCGGACCCUGGGGCUCGACCGAGCCCCCGCUGGCGUGAGAGCCGGGCAUGCGGCCGUGGGAAGCCACUCGCCUCCGCAUGAAACGGGCUGAGCCCGGGAGGGCUGGGGGGAGCUGGGCUGGGGCAGCGCUGCCGGACGGGUCCUGGACACCAGCCCCAUCCUGUUCCUGUCACCCCGGCAGGGAGCCAGCGGUCCAGCGGCUCCUGCCCCGGGGUUUGUUGCAGGAGCUGCCCCUUCCCCACGGAGCACGGCGGGGUGAAGCUGCCGGCAGCUCUCAGCCGGGGCUCUGCGGUGACCGGCUGAUCCCGAUGGCUGCAGGGUCACCGCUCGGGUGCCCAGGGAGUGUGAGCUCCCCCCGCCUUCUGGCCCUGGACCCUUUCCCAUGUGAUGUGUGUCUCUAAGUUAUUUUUAACCUGCUGGCCUUACCACAGAGCUUUCUGCCUUAAAGGUGCAGCUGUGCAGGGGAUUUGGGGAGUCGAGUCCAGCCCGGCCACGCGCCCUUGAGCCCUGUGAUUUUUUUGGGGAGGAAUUAGCCUAGCAACUGCUGGUUUGGGGAGUUAUUGGUUUUAUUACUUUGCACUAGUCAUCUCCUGCUGUGGGCUGAGGUGCUGGAGGGCACCGAAGAACCAACCGCUGCCCUGAGAGCGGUUGCCCCGACAUCCCCAGCCCACCGAUGCUGUGAAAGGGAAAGGUCUUGUGGUGACUGGGGGCUGUGGGUCCUGGGUGACCCAGACACGAGCGUGGGACACAGACUUUGCUCCUCAAUGCUGUUUCCUUUCCCCCUGGCAGACUCAGUGUUGCAUCUUGUUGAAUA
Molecule: messenger RNA, 2443 nt
Organism: Chroicocephalus ridibundus (black-headed gull)
Lineage: Eukaryota; Metazoa; Chordata; Aves; Charadriiformes; Laridae
Gene: GJA4
Product: gap junction protein alpha 4
Exons: 2
Coding region: 237-1268 (343 amino acids)
Biological process (GO): cell-cell signaling
Cellular component (GO): connexin complex
Molecular function (GO): gap junction channel activity
Source: RefSeq, a predicted model, not a curated record